AUGCCCCUCAAGAUCAUCAUCGUAGGAGCUGGCAUUGGUGGCUUAACUGCGGCAAUUGCUUUGAGAGAACAGGGUCAUGAAGUUACUGUUUUCGAACAAUCCCAAUUUGCCUCGGAAUAUGGUGCUGCGAUUCAUAUUCAACCGAAUGCGAAUGGAAUAUUGAAAAGAUUGGGUGUAUUCCUGGAGGAAAGCGGUGCAAAUUCUCUGAAUUGGAUGACAGAGUACACAUCAUCCGGUUCGUUGAACCGAACUAUGGAUCUAAUCGAGGAAGACAAGCAAUGGCAUCAUCCCUGGUUUCUAGCCCACCGCGUGCAACUUCACUCCCAUCUUAAAUCCAAAGCCCUCGCAUUAUCUCCCCCACACCCUCCCAUUACCCUCCUCACUUCCCACAAAGUAACCACUCUCGACCCCACUACAUCCACCGUGUAUUUCUCAAACGGUACAUCCUGCACCGGCGAUUUGAUCAUCGGCGCAGACGGCGUCCACAGCCUCACUCGCUCCUUUGUCCAAACCCCAGAAUGCAAAAUCUCCCCUUUCGCGUGUGGGAAAAGUGCCUAUCGUUUUCUUCUCUCCCGUUCCUCCGUUCUCUCUAACCCCAAAACCGCAAAAUUCAUGCAGAAAGAUGGGGAAUUGAUCAUGUGGUUUGGGACGGAUCGGCGCGUGAUAAUUUAUCCAACUUCUUCUAAUUCCUUACUUAACUUCGUUUGUUUACAUCCUAAUGCAUUGUCUGAAAAUACGGAUAAUGACGAAGGAUGGGGAAAGGGAGGUGAUAAGGAGAAUUUGUUGAAGAUUUAUGAGGGUUGGGAUGAAGAUAUGUUGGAACUAUUGAAAAUGGCUCCUGUGUCUGAUACCUCUGAUACAAAUGCAACCGGCUCCCUCAAAGUCUGGCGUCUUCUUGACAUGCAUCCACUCCCCACUUUUACAAAGGAAAAUCUUGUAUUGCUAGGCGACGCAGCACAUCCAUAUCUGCCUCAUCAAGGUCAAGGGGCCGGCAGUGCUAUUGAGGAUGCUGCUGCUUUAGCAGUGGUUCUCCCGGGCGAUGUGGGAAAAGAAGAUAUUCAAGAACGGUUGAAAUUAUACGAGGAAAUCAGAAUGGGGAGAGCUCAUCGGAUUCAGGAAUUUUCGAGGGUUUUGGGGAGAGAUCCUGUGGAGGGAGAUGAUGUGAUCAUUGAUAUUCGCCAAUUCGUGAACCACAACUUGCAGCAUGACGAAUGGGAUAAUUCGACCCAUCAACUCCGAAAAUGGAUGUGGAAACGCAAUCCCCAUCUUUCUGCUUACUAUCUAAGACCCGCUAGUUUCGGACCGCUCCCCUCUCCCGGACUUCCCCAUCAAUAUACAACCAAACAGACCUCAUCCGGAUCUAGAACCCCGCCAAUUUCAAAUCCCCACCUCAAUUCAACCCUCUCAAAAACCACAGCAACACUAACCUUUAGCACCUCACGCACCCUUCUCCAAAACUUCUUCCCCAUCGAUUCCAACAACUUUCGCAUUAUCCACCCCGGAUGUAUUUCCACCGCUUCCUGGCGCUUGACUCGCUGGGUAUUCAACACCCCCGAAACAUCCAAAGACGAAAACGUAGACCUCUCUCCAGAAACAUACGAAGAAUUAUGGUUUUGCAUCGAAGAUGUGGAGUACACCACCGACGAAGGAAAAACCCUGCAAGGCACAUUCGUACCUAUGGUUUUCGAAACCACUUCUCUGUAUAGAUCUUCUACGCAAAUUAUCAAGAGUGAUCAUGAGGACGAACAAGAUAGGGAGAUAGGUUUCCACGAUUUCUGCGUUUUUAGUCGCGAGACGGGCCAGUGGAUUGGGAUUCUUUUGCUGGAUAAUCUGGUGGGAGUGUCAAGGGAAGAGAAGGAUGGGAAUCGAAGUCCAGAUCGAAAUCUAGAGAAAGAAGAAAAAGGUUUCCUAUCCUGGAGAUACGAAGAAAACGGUUCUCCCACCACAAAUAUCAAACUCGACCCUAUAACUCCAACUCCAACUCCAAUUCCAGCUCUCCCCCAAGGAAAAAUUCACUACACACCCUCCCCCGCUCCUCCCUCUUCAUCAUACACCUACACCUCCUUGGUAGCUUCCACACCCCCAACCUCAUCUUUCACAUUCAAUCAUCAAGAAAACAAACAUAAAAAUACCGACAAUCCCCCGCACGAAAUUAAAAAGUUCGACUCGAGUCCGGAACUUGCACCUCGUCGUUUACAUUAUGAUGAGGAAGAGAAAGAUGAUGGUGAAGAAAAGGAGAACGAGACCGUGAGAAGAGAAAUCAUAUCGACUAUGCUUGACAGAUUAAAGGAAGUAUCUAGUUACAAAAUUCUAGACGUGAGGAUGGAGACUGUAGAGAUGGGGAUUUGA
This is a messenger RNA of Botrytis sinoallii, 2349 nucleotides long. RefSeq lists its product as uncharacterized. Gene Ontology annotation, molecular function: FAD binding; monooxygenase activity. The record is from RefSeq and is a predicted model, not a curated record. The transcript is spliced from 6 exons. Lineage: Eukaryota; Fungi; Ascomycota; Leotiomycetes; Helotiales; Sclerotiniaceae. Bases 1 to 2349 code for a protein of 782 amino acids.